Molecule: messenger RNA, 5606 nt
Organism: Paralichthys olivaceus (Japanese flounder)
Lineage: Eukaryota; Metazoa; Chordata; Actinopteri; Pleuronectiformes; Paralichthyidae
Source: RefSeq, a predicted model, not a curated record
AAACUCCCAGAAGCCCCAGAAAUGGACGUUAAGCUUGGAAAAGCAGAAGUUUCAAUUCCAGAUGUAAAGAUGGAGGUUGACAAACCUGAACUGGAAAUGCAACCCUUAGAGACUCAAGUUGAACUUGACGGACAUGGAAGCAGGUUCAAAAUGCCAAAGUUUGGAAUUUCAAUGCCAAAAGUAAAAGGACCAGAAAUUGAUUUCAGCUUAUCGAAGAAAGACGUAGAUGUGACACUACCAGAAGCUAAAGCAGAGGUCAGUCUCCCUGAUGUUGAACUACAAGAAUCUUCUACUAAAGUGGAGGUGAAAGGUCCUGAGGUUGAAGCUCAGUUAGGCAGUAUGAAAGGAUCACCAUCAAAAUUCAAACUCCCGACAUUUAAAUUCCCCAAAUUUGGAGUUUCUACUCCAAAUGUCAGCGCUGAAGUAUCUGAUACAGAACACAAAAUCAAGAUUGAUGGAGCUGACAUAUCUGUGCCAAACACAGAUGUUGAAGUUAAAGGAGAGGUCUCCCUGCCAGAGGUUGAAGUCAAAGAGGGUGGUGUUGUGAUCGAACAGCCAGGGGUUGAGGUAGAUGCAAAAAUGAAAAAGCCAAAGUUUUCACUGCCCAGGUUUUCCUUUUCAAAAUCAAGUGUUAAUGCCCCAGAAGUUGAUGUCAGUGUUCAGAAUGUGAAUGUUGAACUCCCAGAAGGAAAGGUGGAAGUGAAAGGAGGGGAAGUGGAUCUGAAACCACCAGAGGAAGAAGCAGAAAUUGACAGACAAGGAAGCAAGUUUAAAAUGCCAAAGUUUGGCAUCUCAUUGCCAAAGGUUUCAGGGCCUGAGUUUGAUUUAAGUUUAUCAAAUAAAGAUGUAGAUGUAAAAAUACCAGAGGCCAAAGCUGAAGUCAAACUCCCUGAUGUUGAUCUGAAAGAACCUUCUGCUGAGGUGGAAAUCAAACCUCCUGAGAUCAAAGUUGUAACAAAGGACACAGAAGGAUCACCAUCGAAAUAUAAAAUGCCAACAUUCAAAUUACCUAAAUUUGGAAUUGGCUCUCCAAGUUCCACCAUAGAAGUACCUGAUAUGGACACAGAUGUAAAAAUCAAUGGAGGUGACAUUGAAAUCCCUGAAAAGGUUGUUGCAGUUGACAUUUCAGCGCCCAGCAUUGAUACUGAAGGUCCAUCAAUAGAUCUGAAAACUACAGCAGCUGAACGUGAAGGAAAAGGAAGUAAGUUUAAACUGCCAAGUCUCAGUUUUUCUGUGCCUCAAGUCAAAAGCCCUGACGUUGAUUUAAGCUUAGCAAAGACAAGUGUAGAUGUGAGAUUACCAGAAGCUAAAGCUGAUGUUCAGCUCCCUGAAGCUCAAGUAAAGGAACCAUCGGCCAAAGUGGAAAUUAAAUCUCCUGGAAUUGAAGUUCACACAAGUAAUGUUGAAGGAUCACCAUCAAAGUUUAAAAUGCCAACAUUCAAAUUACCCAAAUUUGGCACUUCUACAGCACAGAUCAGUGUGGAGGUACCUGAUGUGGACAAAGACAUUAAAGUGGAUGGGGAGGAUUUUAAAUUACCAGAAGCAAAAGCUGAAGUCAAACUUCCUGAUGUCGAAAUCAAAGAGCCAGUUCAGAGUUCAAUAUCAGUAUCACAAGCACCAAUGGCAGAGGGUGAUGCAAAAGUGAAAAAGACAAUCUGGACAUUACCAAGAUUUUCAUUUCCAAAGACAAACAUUAAGAGCCCUGAGGCUGAGGUGAACCUUGAUACCCCAAAAGUUGAUGUUUCACUACCAGAGGUCAAAGCAGAGGUACGUCUUCCAGAUGUCGACAAAGAAUCAUCAAGCAUUUCAGUAGAAGGGGCAGCUAAUAUAGACCUUGAUGCCAAAUUGAAAAAGCCAAAGUUUUCAAUGCCCAAAUUUUCAUUUUCAAAGCAAAGUUCAAAAGAGCUUGAAGUUGAUGCCAGUCUUCCAGAAGUAGAUGUUUCUCUUCCAGAAGGAAAUGUGGGAGUUGCACCAUCUGAGGUGGAUGUUAAGCCACCAGAAGGUGAUGUCAAACUAGAUGGGCAGGAAAGCAAGUUUAAAAUGCCAAAGUUUGGCAUCUCAAUGCCAAAAGUAAAGGGACCAGAUAUUGAUUUAAGCCUCUCAAAGAAAGAUGUAGAUGUGAUACAACCCAAGACUGAGGUUGAAAUCCCAGAAGGUCCUAAACUUGGAGUGGAUAUAAAACCAUCUGAGUGUGAAGCAGAAAUCGAUGGACAAGGAGGCAAGUUUAAAAUGCCAAAGUUUGGAAUCUCAAUGCCAAAAGUAAAAGGUCCUGAAAUUGAUUUAAGCUUAUCAAAGAAAGAUAGAGAUGUCACACUCCCAGAAGCUGAGGCUGAGGUUCAGCUUCCAGAUGUUAAAAUAAAGCAACCGUCUGGCAAAGUGGAAAUUAAGGCUGCUGAGAUUAAAGCGGGUAAUGUCGAGGGAUCACCAUCAAAACUGAAAAUGCCAACAUUCACAUUACCAAAAUUUGGAGCUUCCACUCCAAAGGUUAGUGUGCAAGUACCUGAUGUGGACAAAGACAUUCAAAUUGAUGAUGCAAAGCUGGAAGUACUUAAAGAGGGAGCUACGGUGACAGUCACAGCCCCCAGCAUCGAUGCUGAAGGCCUAUCUGUAAAUAUGAAAGCUAAAGCAGGUGAACUUGAGGCAUCGGAAGGCAAGUUUAAAAUGCCACAUAUUGGAAUCACAGUGCCAAAAGUUAAGGGGCCUGAUAUAGAUCUGAGCUUAUCCAAGAAAUGUCCAGAUGUCACAUUACCAGAAGGUAAAGUUGAGGUCACACUGCCUAGUGCUGAAGUCAUAGAACCUGAAGGUGCCGUUGAGACAGUUGAGACCGAGGCCAAGUCUAAACGACCAAACUGGACAUUUCCAAAAUUUUCAUUUUCAAGAACAAGUGGUAAAGCCCCUGAUGUGGAUGUCAACCUUGAAACACCAAAAGCUGAUGUUGCAUCCCCGGAGGUCGAAGCUGAAGUCUGCCUCCCACAUGUCAAAGUCAAAGAACCUUCAGGGAAGGUUCCUGUGGAAGAGCCACCUGCUGUCGAACUUGAUGGAAACUUGAAAAAAUCUAAAUUUUCAUUACCAAAAUUUUCUUUUUCAAAGUCAAGUGUUACAAUGCCUGAGAUCAGUGCUGAGCCUCCACAGGUUGAUGUUUCUCUUCCAGAAGGAGAGGUUAUAGUCAAACAACCUGAAAUGGAAAUUAAAGCUCCUGAGCUUGAAGAUCAACUCAACGUGCAAGGAAGCAAGUUUAAAUUUCCAAAGUUUGGAAUUGCACUGCCAAAAGCAGAAGGACCUGAAGUUGAUUUAAAUGCAUCACAGAGAGAUGUAGAGGUCACACUGCCAAACGUCAAAGCAGAAGUCAAACUCCCUGAAGUUGAAGACAAGGAAUCUUCUUCUAAUGUGGAGGCUGAUGCAAAGAAGAAAGAUGUUGGAGGAUCCCCAUUAAAGUUUAAAAUGCCAACAAAGAAAAUGCCGAAAUUCGGAGGUGCUUCCUACGAUGUCACUGUAGAAACGCCUGAUGUGGACAAAGCUGAAAAAGAUGCAGCUAAACUUGAGGAUGUUACCGUCGAGAUUAAAGCUCCAAGUGUUGAUAUAAAAACUGAACCCAAAGCAGUAAUAACGGAUUCUGAAACACCAAAGACUGAGACUGACGGUGUGAGUCAUGGAUCUCCAAGUAGAUUCAAACUACCAACAUUUAAAAUGCCGAAGCUGAGUUUCUCAAAAUCCAAACCUGAAGAAGAACACGGUGACAGCGACGGCCAAGAAGAUCAGCCAGAAAGAGAAGAAGAGACUAAAUCCCCAAAGCUGACUUUGACAUCGUUUGGUGAAAUCCUCAAGAAUAUUGAUGUGGAAUUUGAUGUUUCAAAAACAGAGGAAGAAAAUCUUAAAGCCUCGAAGGAAGUUCAUGAGACAAGUGAACCCAGAGGAAAGGAGUUAGAUGCAAAGGAAAAGGAAACAACUACCAAGCUAGAUACUCCCAAAAGUCCCGAGAGGACAGGGUGGUUUAAAUUCCCCAAGUUUGGACUGUCCUCCCCGUCAGAAUCUGCCAAGAUGCCUGAAAAAGAUGAGCACAAGGAUGGAAAGACCCCCGAAACAGGGGAUGAGGAAAUAAGCCCCACCUGCUCUGUCCAGUCAUCAGAUGCUUUUGCUGACAUCAGCUCUACAAUGACAAGUGAGCACAUUGGCCUGUCCAUAUCUUCUCCAACCAAGGUUACUGUCAAAUACUCUGAUCCCGAUGCUGCUCCGAGCCUCGAAGAGAUGCACAGCAGCGUCAUUACUUCGACCACAAGGACUGAGCUGAUUUCGGUCGAGCCGAACUUGCCUGAGAAAAUCACCAUCCUGUCGUCUGGAGUUUCCUCGUCGUCAGAAGACACGCUCAGACUGGAAUCUGGAAAAAUACACGUCAUUACAUCAAAUAUUCAAGCAACCCCAGAGUCACAGCAUGCCAAGCUGCUAACUGCUGUUCAAGUCCAAUCAGCUGGAGGCCCUCCCCUCCAAUCGGAGGGUGAGGAAGCUGCUUCGUGGACGGUUGAAGAUCCACAAGGCGGCAGGAGGACGGUCUUUGAGCGGCACAUCGUUCGAGGAACAUCAAGUGAAAGAAGCGAAAGCAAAGAAACGAUCGUUAUAACGAAACAAAUCACACGUAUAUUCGACUCCUCUGAACCCAUCUCAGGUGAGACGGCCACAUCCAUCCAGCGACUGAGAGACUCUGUGCACUCGGAGAAAAUGAGGUUCUUUGACGGAGCCGAGAAGUGAAAGAAAUUGUAAAUUAUGUGUAAACAUGGUUGGUGGGGAACAAAUUUCACUGGUCAUGUUCACGAGAGAGGAAAACGUGGAAAAGGUAGUUUUACAGUUAAACUCUGGUGUUAACUUCGAUCACUGGUUGCAUGUUGUUGACCUCUGAAGUGAUGGAUUCAUUCGAGUCACUAUGACAAUGUGAUCACGUUAACAAGCAGAGUAACUGAAGUACCUUAGUGCAAAUGAUGACAGGGCUUCACCGAUAUGUUUGCUUAUGGUAUAUUACUAAACUAAGCUCUGUCUUUUGCUUUUCUGAACCAAAUCUCUGUGGUUUCAUACUUUUUAAUGUACAUUUCUAAACGGAACUCUUAUUAAUCCGAUGAUAAACAAACUGUGCAUUUCAUUUAAAAGUGGUAGCUGCAAAAAUCAAUCAAUGUUACUGACAUUCCACAGACUUUUUACAAUAAUAUCACUGUAAAGUUAGUUGACAGUAGAAAACACCUUCAAUACACCAGUGCAGUAAAUGUAAAACAAACAAAAAAAGGAAUGUGUACAUGUAUCACCAAGAUAUUCUUAAAUAGCUCAAAUGUAAAGAAACCAUAGCAAUGCAAAGCUGAAAUGAAACACGUAUGUUUGUACUGCAGCUGCAAGUAUAUUUUUUACUAAUACUUUGCUACUUAGAACCUAAUUUGCUACAAUAAAAUGAUUAUAUUAUGUUUUCUUUUAUUAUCACUGUAUAAAGUGGGAAUAUUGAACUGGCUUUGUAAAUAGCUUUCAAGGACCUCUGGAGUUUUAUUUGUUUACUGCUCCUGUUUGUAUCCGAAUAGGCUUUAACCUGAUGUGUUAGCAGAGUUAUACACAAUAAAUAAAUAAAGACUAUA